Messenger RNA from Salvia splendens (bonfire salvia), 1617 nucleotides. Its product is annotated as tobamovirus multiplication protein 3. The record is from RefSeq and is a predicted model, not a curated record. Bases 268 to 1149 code for a protein of 293 amino acids. The transcript is spliced from 11 exons. NCBI's taxonomy places the organism in Eukaryota, Viridiplantae, Streptophyta, Magnoliopsida, Lamiales, Lamiaceae.
CGGUGAUCCAACUUGAAAUUCAAAGUCUGGAGUUGUAUUCUUUUGUUUUCUGAUUCAAAAACACAAACCAUUGAGAAAAGGCUGGAAUCGAACACGCAUCCACGUCGACCCACGUGUUUACGCUUCCUUCUCCACCUUUCCUUCUUCUCUCACCGCCCUUCCAAAAAAUACAACUAACCCUCAGUUUUCUGUUUUUUCCUGGAUAAAAUUUUCGCAAUCCAUUCCCACCCCCAAUCCUAAAUCUCUCUGAUUGGCCGGCCUGCUGAUAUGGUGGCGGGGCUGUUUGGCCUUUCCGUGGAGGAGGCCGUGGUGGCGCUCCACCUCAAGGCCGCCACGAAUUGGUGGGACAUAGUCAAUCACUCUGCCGCUUGGCAGGACCGUAUUUUCCAUGUGCUCGCUGCGCUGUAUGGGAUCGUCGCCGCUGUUGCCCUUGUACAAUUGGUUAGGAUACAAUUGAGAGUACCCGAGUAUGGUUGGACGACUCAGAAAGUAUUCCAUUUUCUAAAUUUCUUAGUCAAUGGAGUUCGUUGCCUUGUGUUUGCAUUUCGUCGGGACGUUGAGAAGUUGGACGCUGAGAUUACACAUCAUAUUUUGCUUGAUUUGCCAAGUCUUGCGUUUUUCACGACGUAUGCAUUGCUUGUACUGUUCUGGGCAGAAAUUUACUAUCAGGCUCGUGCUGUAUCUACAGAUGGUCUGAGGCCUACCUUUUACACAGUAAAUGGUGUUGUUUAUUUCAUUCAGAUGAUUCUGUGGUUAGCUCUAUGGUGGAAACAUGUUCAUGUGGUGGUGGUCUUAACCAAGAUGUUCUUUGCAGUUAUUUCUCUAUUUGCUGCCCUGGGGUUUCUUCUCUAUGGUGGAAGGUUAUUCUUAAUGCUACAGAGAUUCCCUGUGGAGUCGAAAGGACGUCGCAAAAAACUACAGGAGGUUGGCUAUGUAACCACAAUUUGUUUUAUAUGUUUUCUGGUUAGAUGCAUUAUGACGUGCUUUGAUGCUUUUGACCCAGCUGCUGAUCUAGAUCUUCUGGAUCAUCCGAUCUUGAAUUUUAUCUACUAUCUGCUGGUGGAGAUAUUGCCGUCAGCACUCGUGCUCUUCAUAUUGAGAAAACUGCCUCCGAAACGAGGGAUCACACAGUAUCAUCCUAUCAGGUGAUGAAACCAACUGGUGAUGCUGAAUGGAGGGGUUGGAAUACCAUUGAAUUUGGAGCAGAAAUGUGAUGAUCAAUCAACUUAUGUCCAUCUCCAACCCUCUUUGUUACUCUCUCAUGCAGUUGACAAUUUUCGCUAGAAGUGCGUAAUCUGUCAUCUCUGUUUGCAUAGCAUUUAGCCAUCGUGUGUGUGUGUGUGUGUGUGUGUGUGUGUGGUGACAGUAUAAAAUUAUACUCCACCGGGGUUCGGGUUGAUCACCAUUUAGUCAAGCUUGGUUCGUUUAUUAUCGAGGUGAGCAUACAACUAUUACUAGUAUUAACUAGUGUAUAAUAGCAGUAUAAUAAAAGGUUGUUGAACUCAGCAUAUUCUCUUUAGGGGCCAAUUUUAUUCAUAUUUUUUUGUAAGGCAGAUAUGUUGUGAAGAUAUAUGUUUCAAAAAUCUUUUGGAGUUGAUUAAAGGUUUUUUAAAAUUU